CGAGGAUAAACUCGUGAAAAUGUUUGGGAGAACAAAGUGCAAGGAAGUUCCCAUUCUCGUGGAGCUCGAGGAACAGCUGACGAGUGAUUCCUGUGCAAAAAUCAUUACUGAGUUGAUUAAAUACAUUCUCUACCAGAAACAGCAGAUUCCCUUCUCCUGGGACUCACUGGUGCAGCUCCAACCGAGAUUUAAACCCAAUGACAGGAACUACGGAUUCACGAAAAAUCUUUUUGCGUCUCUGGAGAGUAUAUCCGGGGAAUUGACAGAACAGCUGCACCUGGGGGGUUGUGACGUCAAGGAGGUGGUGAUGUUGAUAGGUGCUACGACGAUUUCCCCAAAGUUCUUGAUCAGAGUAGAAAUCCCUGGGAAUAUUCUCAGCAGCAGAAGACACAUGGAGUUUCAGCAUUCUUACAGGAAGCCUCUGCUCACGCUGAUGAGAACUGUUAUCGAGUGCCAGGAGUUCCAGGACGCGAUGACUGUUCCCCUGGUUCCUACGAAUACUUUUGUCCUCCUCCAGAAGAGCGACUCAAAUCCAAAAUCUGAUUUUUUCCUGCCGAAGCCCCAGUACUCCCCGAACUCCCAGUCUUUGAGUUUUUGUAUUAAACUCCACCACAACGAGAUCCGGGGGGACUGCCAGUGCUCCGGCAUCGUCAGGCCGUACUUCGACAACCCCAACGAUCGGCUGCAAGACAUCUCCGAGGAGAAACACGAUGUCGUUGCUCCCUACCUCUGGUAUCAGUCGAAAGAAAUCGUCAAAGGGUUUAAAUACCAGAGAUAACACUAGAAAAAUCAAUAAAA
Molecule: messenger RNA, 798 nt
Organism: Fopius arisanus
Lineage: Eukaryota; Metazoa; Arthropoda; Insecta; Hymenoptera; Braconidae
Product: MAD2L1-binding protein
Exons: 2
Coding region: 20-778 (252 amino acids)
Biological process (GO): regulation of exit from mitosis
Cellular component (GO): nucleus
Source: RefSeq, a predicted model, not a curated record